This is a messenger RNA of Colletotrichum siamense, 1599 nucleotides long. Its product is annotated as putative MFS-type transporter. Lineage: Eukaryota; Fungi; Ascomycota; Sordariomycetes; Glomerellales; Glomerellaceae. Gene Ontology annotation, molecular function: transmembrane transporter activity. The transcript is spliced from 4 exons. The record is from RefSeq and is a predicted model, not a curated record. Bases 1 to 1599 code for a protein of 532 amino acids. Gene Ontology annotation, biological process: transmembrane transport.
AUGGCGGACUCCAUCACCGAAAAGGAGAAGACGAUCCCUCCGCCAUCCGGGGAGCACGGAAUCGGCAAAGCGACGCAGGAGGUCACAAUCACAAAGGACGGCUUCAGCGUCCAUCCCCAGCCCGUCCAAGAUGAUCCUCUCGACCCAUUGAACUGGUCCGCCUUUCAGAAGAACAGCAUCCUCGCUAUCGUGAUGGCUCUCUACUUCAUGUUCACCUACAUCACAACGACAACAGUACCCUCCUUUCCUGAGCUCCAGGAGCAAUACUCCCUCACCCUCGAGAUGGUCAACUGGACCGUCGCCAUCCCCGCCCUCGGCCUCGCCAUUGGGCCCCUGAUCUGGUCCUCGCCCGCCGACAUCAUCGGCCGUCGCCCCAUCUUCAUCCUGGGCACCCUCGUCGCCUUUGCAUCCACCAUCGGCGCCGCGAAGGCCAGCACCUACGGCGGGUACAUGGCCGCGCGCCUCUUCCAGGGCCUCGGCGUCAGCCCCGCCGCGACCGUCGGCCUCGCCAUCAUCAACGACAUGUUCUUCGAGCACGAGCGCGGGCAAAAGGUCGGCCUGUGGGUGCUGGCCAUUGACCUCGGCCUACUCGCCGGACCGCUCAUCGGCGGUUUUAUUGAUCUUGUCGACCACUAUUGGAUCCAGUGGCUGACGGCCAUCUUCUUCGCCGUCAUCCUGGCUGCGGAGCUGGCGUUCCUGCCCGAAACGCUCUACCCGCGCGACUACAUGCUCUCCAAGACAAAGGGGCUCGUGCCGGCGACGGGUUUGGUGGAUGAGAAAGCUUUGGAGACCGGCACCAUGGGCGCCGAUGCGGUCGAGAUCCAGAGGACGAAGAAGCUGGCGUUCAUCAACGUCAAGCCCGUGCCGGCGAUGAAGCACCCCAAGCCGUGGGACUCCAUCAUCCGCUUUGGCAAGCUGUUCAAGUUCCCCGUCGUGCCCAUCUCGACGGGCGUGUACUGCUUCGGGUGGUAUUGGUGGGUGUUGUCCGUCAUCACGAUGAUUCCUGUGGCGUACGUAGACUACUCUCCGCAGACUCAGGGCCUCUUUUUCAUCGGUCUCAUUGUCGGAACCCUCAUCUCCGAGAUUUUCUUCUCCGGCAAGCUCAGCGACUGGCUCGUCAUCAAGCUCGCCAAGCGCAAUGAUGGCAUCAAGACGGCCGAGAUGCGUCUCUGGCUCGCGUACCCCGCCGCCCUCCUCACGGCUAUAGGCCUCAUCAUCUGGGGCGUCAGCAUCGACAAGGGGUAUCACUGGAUGGUGGGCCAGGUCGCCUUUGCCUUGUUCGGCGCCGGAAUCCAGAUGGGCAACACCGCUAUCUGCUCAUACGUCGUCGACGCGUACCCGCUCCAGAGCAUGGCGGUCAUCACCUUCUACGCCGUCCUGCUGAACUUCAGCGCCUUCGUCGACCCCUUCUUCAUCGCGCCGUGGGUUGACGGCGUGGGAUACUCUUGGACGUUUGCGGGACACGGCAUUAUUACGAUAUUCUUCUGCAUCCCCGCGCUGGCGGCGUUGCACUGGUUUGGCGGGUCUAUUAGGCAGCGAUGCGGCGAGCCGGACUGGGUGAACCCGGAGUAUGACCAUGACAUUGUGCGGGAGACGUGA